Limulus polyphemus (Atlantic horseshoe crab) is the source of this 657-nucleotide messenger RNA. Its product is annotated as glycine receptor subunit alpha-4-like. Lineage: Eukaryota; Metazoa; Arthropoda; Merostomata; Xiphosura; Limulidae. The transcript has 5 exons. Bases 1 to 657 code for a protein of 218 amino acids. Gene Ontology annotation, biological process: chloride transmembrane transport; regulation of membrane potential; signal transduction. Gene Ontology annotation, cellular component: membrane; synapse; neuron projection. Gene Ontology annotation, molecular function: extracellular ligand-gated monoatomic ion channel activity; transmembrane signaling receptor activity; neurotransmitter receptor activity. The record is from RefSeq and is a predicted model, not a curated record.
AUGAGUGAUACUACCAAACACGCUCAGCACUUUCACCGUCAAAGGCGUUAUAAUAGUGACAUUCCAUUCCGCUAUUCUGUUAAGGGUAGUUUCUUCAAGCAGCGAGUGAUGCAGAUUGAAUGUCCUCCUCUGGCUUUUAAGGUCAUGUGUCGCAUAAAAUGCGGAAAACCAACAGUCGUUAGGUUUCAUGUGACUGUUCUGAGUCUGGACACAGUAGAUGAAGGAUCAAUGACUUACGUAGCAGACAUUUUUAUGUCUCAAAGCUGGAAGGAUUACCGACUUCGACUUCCAGAAAACAUGACCAACUAUUACCGACUUCUCCCUGUGAGUUGGUUAAAACGGAUGUGGCGACCGGACUCUUUCUUCAAGAACGCUAAGAAGGUCACCUUUCAAGAAAUGACUAUUCCCAAUCAUUACAUCUGGUUAUAUUAUGAUAAAACUAUUCUUUAUAUGGUCAAGUUGACUCUAUUGCUUUCUUGUGCUAUGAAAUUCGAAUCUUAUCCUCACGACACUCAGACUUGUUCAUUAAAAAUCGAAAGCCAUGAAAGUAUAGCAACAUUUGCCAUAACUCUUGAUAUUUCUAAAGCUUUUGACACAGUGACACAUAAUGUGUUAUUUAUAAAGUUAGAAAAUAAAGGAAUUAGUGGCAUGGCUUAA